Molecule: messenger RNA, 918 nt
Organism: Rhagoletis zephyria (snowberry fruit fly)
Lineage: Eukaryota; Metazoa; Arthropoda; Insecta; Diptera; Tephritidae
Source: RefSeq, a predicted model, not a curated record
AUGACUACUUUGGAAGAAAAGAAGAAGAUUAUUCUUAACUUUGAAGGACCAGUUGCUGCAGUUGUCACUCCCUUUGACAAUGAGGGAAAGCUAGACACAACACAAAUUUUACCUUACGCCAAGCACCUGAUUAAAAUUGGCAUCAAGGGUGUGUUCAUUUCAGGCACAACAGGAGAAGGAUUUUUGUUGUCAGUAAAUGAACGGCUAUCUUUAAUUCAAGCCUGGCGUCAAGCGUUGGAUCAGUUGAAGGACACCCAGCAACUGCUAGCCAUUGUCAAUGUCAGUUCCACUGUGGUGGGUGACGUCGAGAGUUUGGCUUCCAAAGUAGAAAGUUUAGGUUUUGAUGGUGUCGCUUUACUGCCGCCCAUUUACUACACAGUCAGUACGCGUGAACAAUUGGUUGGAUACUUGAAGCCUAUUCUACAAAAGGCCGCACCUGAAACACCAUUUCUCUACUAUCAUAUUCCUUCACUUUCAGGCGAGCUCAAAUUCGAACUAGACAGUUUUGUUGACCUAGCUUUGCAGAAGAUUCCGCAGUUUGUGGCGAUGAAAUUUAGCGACAAUAAUCUAGUUCGAUUUGGUGCUGUCCAAGAACAGUUUGGUAAACGGAUCAAAGUUUUUCCCGGAUUCAACGAGAUUUUAUUGCCAACUAAAGCGUUUGGCAUAAAAGCGGUGAUUUGUGCUACAUUUAGCUUUGAAGACUGUGUGUCCUGGUACUUGGCAAUGGGAAAAUCUUACGAGUCUGGUGAUUUAGAAGGUGCUGUAAAAUUUCAAAAAGCAAUUGCAGAUAAAUGUGUACAACUGAGAAAAAGCGGAAGUUUCAUUACCUCUAUCAAAUCGGGACUUAAUAUAGACUUGAAAAAAGAUGGCAUUUCUCUAGGACAACCUCGAGCACCUGUUUAUGUUCCUGAAAACUAG